Didymosphaeria variabile is the source of this 831-nucleotide messenger RNA. RefSeq lists its product as uncharacterized. The record is from RefSeq and is a predicted model, not a curated record. The coding region runs from base 1 to 831 and encodes 276 amino acids. The transcript is spliced from 3 exons. NCBI's taxonomy places the organism in Eukaryota, Fungi, Ascomycota, Dothideomycetes, Pleosporales, Didymosphaeriaceae.
AUGAAAGCGAAGAUUGGAUGUCGCCUGAGGGAGGCAAUCGCACUAUGGGACGAAGCGCUCGGCGGCGGGGCCAGCAAGGGAACAGGUCACAAUCUCGCUUUUUCCGAAGUGACGUUUGCGGGGGUAACUCAGCUUUGCUUCAAAGAGUUCUACUAUGGCCAUUGGAAUGGGAAGCGCAACAAACUCGUCUCUGAUGACGUGCUGGCCAUCUACUGGAGGGAUACGGCAAACUCUGGCGGCGUCAGUGCUGGGACUGUGGGUUAUACGCCCAAAGAGCACGCCGACUCAAACUACAUAGGGUUCAGGCACUCAUUGACAUUAGCAGAUAAUGCUGAUUCCGCGGUUAUUGCGCACGAGAUUGGACAUGGGGACGACUACGUUGAAUUCCGCUGCGUCAAGCUUGAAGGUUUCGCAGUCGCUCUCAUGACAGCCCAGUCAAAACCCGAGAACAAGGGCAUCAGCAUUCAGGACCUAAGCAACAAGCUAUGUACCGAUGCUGCCUUUGCACGUGAAAAUGAAUUCUUGUCUGAGGAAUACAUCAAGACCGCAGAAAAACAAGACGGCGAUAGAGAGUUCGACGUCAAUUCAAUAAGUGAGUCUAUCAAAAAAUGUGACAUAGGUGAUCAGAAAAGGCUUACAAAGGCUGCAGUGAUGUACGCGUCCACCGCCCUCGCAAAUCAAGCUUGCGUAGGCGACCUCAAUCAAUGCCCGCUGGUCAAAAUCAAGAAGCAAAAUGGGGUCAAAGUGGGUGUGGAACAGAUACAGCCGCCAACGCGCCCGUCCGAGGGAGAUGCUGCUUUCGUCAGAAAGUAUUACCCGUGGAAGAGUUAG